AAUCAAUGGCCAAGAUUUCAUCUCUUUCAUCCAUCUAGGGUUUCUCAGCACCCCCUUUCAUAUAUAAAUUACUUGCAGUUCAUUUCCUUNAAAAAAAGAAACCCCCCCAAAAAUUCUAUCUUUAUUUGCAUUUAUCUUUUGCUACCCUUAAAAAUUUAUCACAAUUCAUUUUACCAUCAACCAAAAACCCAAAAAAAUUAUCAAUUUUGUUUCAGUUGCUUCACCGUUAGCUUUUUUUCUGUGGCAUCUCUACGAGCAGUAACACAUAGAAGGAAAAAGUUAAAGAAAAGCCCAAAAAAAGAGUAGGAGAUCUAUCUUUAAUCGGAGGAUUAUGGCGCAGAUUCAGGUGCAACCCCAGAAUGUGGCGACUCCUGGGCCAAAUGGUGCGGCUGCCGGCCAGUUUCUGUCGACGUCUCUGUACGUAGGUGACCUGGAUAUCAACGUGACGGACUCCCAGCUCUACGAUCUUUUCAAUCAGGUUGGGCAGGUUGUCUCAGUUAGGGUUUGCCGUGACCUGAGCACUCGACGUAGCCUUGGCUAUGGUUAUGUUAACUAUAGCAACCCCCAGGAUGCGGCAAGAGCUAUGGAAGUUUUGAACUUCACUCCCCUCAAUAACAAGGCAAUCCGGGUCAUGUAUUCUCAUCGGGACCCAAGUGUCCGAAAAAGUGGAACUGCAAAUAUUUUUAUCAAGAAUUUGGAUAAAUCAAUCGACAACAAAGCACUGCACGACACUUUCUCAAGUUUUGGGAAUAUACUUUCCUGCAAGAUUGCUACUGAUCUUAAUGGCCAAUCAAAGGGUUAUGGAUUUGUCCAAUUUGAAACUGAAGAAGCUGCACAAAAUGCUAUUGGUAAGUUGAAUGGGAUGCUUAUUAAUGAUAAGCAAGUGUAUGUUGGGCAUUUCCUACGUAAGCAGGAGAGAGAAACUGAAAUCACCAAGACAAAGUUCAAUAAUGUGUUUGUGAAAAAUUUGGCUGAAUCUACUACUGAUGAUGAUCUGAAGAAAAUCUUUGGUGAAUACGGAACAAUCACAAGUUCCGUGGUGAUGAGAGAUGCUGAUGGGAAGUCAAAAUGUUUUGGAUUUGUCAAUUUUGAAAAUGCUGAUGAUGCUGCUAAAGCUGUUGAAGCUCUAAAUGGGCAGAAAAUUGAUGAAAAAGAGUUGUAUGUGGGGAAAGCCCAGAAGAAGUUUGAGAGGGAGCAAGAUCUGAAAAAUCGUUUUGAGCAGACUACUAGAGAAACUGUUGACAAAUUUCAAGGGCUUAAUUUGUAUGUGAAGAAUUUGGAUGAUAGCAUUGAUGAUGAGAAAUUGAAAGAACUGUUUUCGGAGUUUGGUACUAUUACUUCUUGCAAGGUCAUGCGAGAUCCUAGUGGGAUUAGCAGAGGUUCUGGUUUUGUUGCCUUUUCAACUCCAGAAGAAGCUUCUAGAGCUCUUUCUGAGAUGAACAGCAAAAUGGUGAUAAGCAAGCCACUCUAUGUUGCACUUGCACAGCGUAAAGAAGAGAGAAAGGCAAGAUUACAGGCUCAGUUUUCUCAGAUGAGGCCUGUUGCCAUGCCAGCAUCAAUUGCUCCUCGUAUGCCUUUGUAUCCUCCUGGUGCUCCGGGUAUUGGUCAGCAGCUAUUCUAUGGGCAACCUCCUGCUAUGAUACCUUCCCAGACUGGAUUUGGCUAUCAGCAGCAGCUGGUACCUGGAAUGCGUCCAGGUGGCCCUUUGCCGAACUUCUUUGUGCCGCUAGUCCAGCAGGGCCAGCAGGGCCAGCGUCCAGGUGGCAGACAUGGAGUGGGUGGAGUUCAACAGCCUGUGCCACUAAUGCGCUCACAAAUAAUGCCGAGGGGGAGGAUGCAGAGGUACCCUCCCAGUCGUAACAUGCAAGAUGGGCCGAUGCCGGGUAUUGGCGGUGGGAUGCUUUCAGUGCCAUAUGAGAUGGGUGGCACUGCUUCUGCUGCUAUUCCACAGCCCAUGCCCAUUACUGCACUUGCUUCUGCUCUUGCUAAUGCAACUCCAGAACAGCAGAGAACAAUGCUGGGAGAGAAUCUGUACCCACUGGUUGACCAGCUGGAGCACGAGCAUGCUGCAAAAGUGACGGGAAUGCUUCUGGAAAUGGACCAGACUGAAGUUCUGCAUCUGCUGGAAUCACCUGAAGCUCUCAAAGCAAAGGUGGCUGAGGCUAUGGAUGUCCUGAGGAAUGUCAACUCCCCUGCAGAUCAGCUUGGCUCUCUCUCCCUGAAUGAUAAUCUCAUUCAAGUGCAAACCCAGAAUGUGGCUGCUCCUGGAUCCAAUGGUGCGGCUGCGACCCAGUUUCCGUCGACGUCUCUGUACGUAGGCGACCUGGACGUCAGCGUUACGGAUUCCCAGCUCUACGAUCUUUUCAAUCAGGUUGGGCAGGUUGUGUCAGUUAGGGUUUGCCGUGACCUGAGCACUCGACGCAGCCUUGGCUAUGGUUAUGUUAACUAUAGCAACCCCCAGGAUGACUCUCACAUUAUGAUUUGUGCUGAAAAGAAUUGGGAGAAAUGGUUAAAUGCGCUGCAUUUGAGUAGUCAAUGGGUUUUGCAUGCGGCAAGAUCUAUAGAAUUGUUGAACUUCACUCCUCUCAAUAACAAGACAAUCCGGGUCAUGUAUUCUCAUCGGGACCCAAGUGUCCGAAAAAGUGGAACGGCAAAUAUUUUCAUUAAGAAUUUGGACAAGUCAAUUGACAACAAAUCACUGCACGACACUUUCUCAAGCUUCGGGAAUAUACUCUCCUGCAAGAUUGCUACAGAUCCUAAUGGCCAAUCCAAAGGCUAUGGAUUUGUCCAAUUUGAAACGGAAGAAGCUGCCCAAAAUGCUAUAGAUAAACUGAAUGGCAUGCUUAUUAAUGAUAAGCAAGUGUAUGUCGGGCCUUUCCUUCGUAAGCAGGAGAGAGAAACUGCAAUUAUCAAGACAAAGUUCAAUAAUGUGUUUGUGAAAAAUUUGGCUGAAUCUACUACUGAUGAUGACUUGAAGAAAGUUUUUGGUGAAUACGGAACAAUAACUAGUUCCGUGGUGAUGAGAGAUGCUAAUGGCAAGUCAAAAUGUUUUGGAUUUGUCAAUUUCGAAAAUGCUGAUGAUGCUGCUAAAGCUGUUGAAGCUCUAAAUGGGAAGAAAAUUGAUGAUAAGGAGUGGUAUGUGGGGAAAGCCCAGAAGAAGUAUGAGAGGGAGCAAGAGCUGAAAAAUCGUUUUGAGCAGACUACUAGGGAAACUGUUGACAAAUUUCAAGGGCUUAAUUUGUAUGUAAAAAAUUUGGAUGAUAGCAUUGAUGACGAGAAACUGAAAGAACUGUUUUCAGAAUUCGGUAGUAUCACUUCUUGCAAGGUUAUGCGUGACCCUAAUGGGAUUAGCAGAGGAUCUGGUUUUGUUGCCUUUUCAUCUCCAGAAGAAGCUUCUCGAGCUCUUUCUGAAAUGAACAACAAAAUGGUGAUCAGCAAGCCACUCUAUGUUGCGCUUGCGCAGCGUAAAGAAGAGAGAAGGGCAAGGUUACAGGCUCAAUUUUCCCAGGUGAGGCCUGUUAUGCCAUCAUCAAUUGCACCCCGUAUGCCUUUGUAUCCUCCUGGUGCUCCUGGUAUUGGUCAGCAGCUAUUUUAUGGACAACCUCCUGCUAUGAUACCUCACCAGGCUGGAUUUGGCUAUCAGCAGCAGCUGGUACCUGGAAUGCGCCCUGGUGGGCCCAUUCCAAAUUUCUUUGUACCGCUAGUCCAGCAAGGUCAGCAGGGCCAGCGUCCAGGUGGCAGACGUGGGGUCCAACAACCUCAGCAUCCUGUGCCGCUAGUGCAAUCGCAAAUGGUGCCGAGGGGGAGGAUGCACCGUUACCCUCCAGUCCGUAACAUGCAAGAUGGGCCUAUGUCUGGUGUUCCCAGUGGAAUGCUCUCUGUGCCAUAUGACAUGGAUGGCAUGCUUACUGGAGAUGCAACUGCUGCUGCUAUUCCGCCACCUAUGCCGAUUACUGCACUUGCUUCUGCUCUUGCUAAUGCAACUCCUGAACAGCAGAGGACGAUGCUGGGUGAGAACCUGUACCCACAGGUUGACCAGCUGGAGCACGAACAUGCUGCAAAAGUGACGGGCAUGCUGCUGGAGAUGGACCAGACUGAAGUUUUGCAUUUACUGGAAUCACCCGAAGCUCUCAAAGCAAAGGUGGCUGAGGCUAUGGAUGUCCUGAGGAAUGUCCAGCAGUCCAACUCUCCUGCUGAUCAGCUUGCCUCCCUUUCGCUCAAUGAGAAUCUCGUCUCUUGAUGACUUCUUUGUGGGUUCUGUAAGUGAUUUCGUAUGUUGUGGCCGUGCAUGCUUACGUAUCAACUUUUUUUUUUUAUCUAGGAAUUUUUUUUCGGAGGUUUUUUGCGACUUUCUUGGGAUCAUUUUGUCGCUGAUUUCUGAGAUUGUGUUGUGUUUGGAUUUCAGUAUGUUCGGGCUUUGCUUCCUCUAUCCCAUCUAUUUCCUCUAUACCAACGUUCUCUUUUUUCUCCAUCUCUAUAGGUGAAUGCCCCUUUUUCU
Molecule: messenger RNA, 4498 nt
Organism: Striga asiatica
Lineage: Eukaryota; Viridiplantae; Streptophyta; Magnoliopsida; Lamiales; Orobanchaceae
Source: the annotation of a GenBank genome assembly